GUCUGACAGCACCUUCCACCAUGUCCACAGCUCUUCCUACCGCUUGGCUCGUCACCGGAGCCAACCGCGGCAUCGGCCUGGAGAUCGUGCGGCAGCUGCUCGCGUCUCCAACCAACCUCGUCGUCGCGGGCGUCCGCACCCCAGAGAAAGCGACCGCACUCAUUGACCUGAAGAGCACCGCAAAGGGGACGCUGCACGUCAUCAAGCUUGACGUCAGCAACUUCGCUAGCAUCCGCGCGUCCGCAAAAGAUCUCGAGGCGAUUCUCGGCGAUUCCGGUCUCGACUACCUCAUUAACAACGCUGGAGUCGGACCGCGUGACACCGGCGCGUUCACCAUCGAUCCCGAUGCGCUUCUCGAGGCCUUCAAGACGAACAGUGUUGGCCCCGUGCUGGUCUCGCAGGUUGCGCUGCCGUUUCUCGAGAAGGGCAGCACGAAGAAGAUCCUGCACAUCUCGAGCACGUCCGGAAGCAUCGGCAGCGCGGACGAAAUGGGUGCGGUAAUGGCGGGAUACUCGAUGACGAAGUCCGCGUUGAACAUGCUCGUAUACAAGCAGAAGCUGGAGCGCCCUGAUCUUACCGUCAUCGCGCUGUGCCCUGGAUCGGUCAAGACAGACAUGACUGGGGAGUACGGGAUGAUCGAGCCGUAUGAUAGCGUGGUUGGGGUUCUCAAGGUAAUUACAUCCGCGACCGCCGCUGAUAGCGGAAAGUUCUUGCGUUAUAACGGCGAGACGAUCCCAUGGUAGAAACACAACAGUAAGAUGUAGUCUGUACAUAUGUAUAUAGCUAUAGUCGGGGCUCGUUCUCC
Messenger RNA from Trametes versicolor FP-101664 SS1, 805 nucleotides. RefSeq names its product NAD-P-binding protein. Lineage: Eukaryota; Fungi; Basidiomycota; Agaricomycetes; Polyporales; Polyporaceae. The transcript is spliced from 5 exons. Gene Ontology annotation, molecular function: oxidoreductase activity, acting on the CH-OH group of donors, NAD or NADP as acceptor. Bases 21 to 743 code for a protein of 240 amino acids. The record is from RefSeq and is a predicted model, not a curated record.